AGAAGCAGAAGCAGAAGAAAGUGAAGCGCGUCGAGUGUCGAGUUCGCUUUUUGCCCUGCGGCUCCUGCUGCCUUUCGUGUCUCUCUUCGUCACGUCUCUUCUCUUCCCUCCCGUUAACUCCCCCUCCCCCUCCCCCUCCCCCGCCGUGGCUCCCUGCUUCUCACCACUUUGACUUUGACAUCUGGUGACACCGGCACGGCGGCGAACAGGUGAAAUCUGUGCAUAGAGGUGAACCAGCCUGCAGCCUGGUGAGGUCAUGCUGCCAGACAAAGACGGGCCGAGCCAGGGGGGUGGGGGUACGGCCGACCCGGGGGGGUCCGAGGAUCCGGCGGUGUCGCUCUUCAGGGAGUACCUGCGGCUGCGGACCGUGCACCCUGAGCCCGACUACGGUGCUGCCCUCCGGUUCCUGGACCGCAUGGCGCUGGAGCUGAAGCUGCCGGCGAAGAAGGUGGAGGUGUGUCCAGGCAGGGUGGUGCUCAUCAUGACGUGGCUUGGUUCCAAGCCUUCACUGAAGUCCAUCGUGCUCAACUCUCAUGUGGACGUGGUGCCCGUCUACCAGGAACACUGGAAGUACGACGCCUUCGCCGCUGUUAAAGACGACGAAGGGAAUAUCUAUGGCAGGGGGGCCCAGGACAUGAAGUGCGUCACCAUCCAGUACAUUGAAGCUGUCCGCAGGCUGAGGGCGCGGGGGACGACUCUGCCUCGAACCGUCCACUUCCUCUUUGUUCCAGACGAGGAGGUCGGAGGUCACGCAGGCAUGGAGAUGUUUGUGAAACACCCCGAGUUCACAAAGCUCAACAUUGGCUUUGCACUCGAUGAAGGUCUGGCGAACCCCGGCGAGUCCUACACUGUGUUUUAUGGCGAGAGGAACCCCUGGUGGAUCACUGUGAAGUGCCCCGGGGACCCAGGCCACGGGUCUCGCUUUGUGGAGAACACGGCGGCGGAGAAACUGCGCAGGGUCAUCAACGCCUUCCUGGACUUCCGAGAGUCGGAGAGAAAGCGCCUGAACACGGGCGAGUGCUUCACCCUCGGUGACGUCACAACCGUGAACAUGACGAAGGUGAACGGGGGCGUGGCCUACAAUGUGGUCCCUGCCCACAUGGACGUGAGCUUCGACAUGCGGAUCCCGCCCACCGUCGACCUGCAGGACUUUGAGGAGAGGAUCAAGCGGUGGUGCAGAGAGGCAGGAGAGGAUGUCACCUACCAGUUUGCCCAGAAACACAUGGAUCAGGAAGUGACCUCGACAGCAGACAGCAACCCCUGGUGGAGCGCCUUCAGUACUGCGUGCAGGACCAUGAACAUGAAUUUGAAGACAGAGAUCUUCCCGGCUGCCACUGACAGCCGCUUCUUCCGGGCGGUGGGCCUGCCUGCUAUUGGCUUCUCCCCGAUGAACAACACACCCAUUCUGCUGCAUGACCACAACGAGUUCCUCAACGAGCGUGUCUUUCUCCGUGGCAUAGACGUGUACGAAUGCCUGGUUCCCGCGCUGGCCAGUGUGGCGCCUGGUCCGGGGGAGGCCUAGGACACGCCUGCAGCCCCCCUCUCCCUUUCCCUCACUCUCUAACUCACUCACUCACUCACUCACUCUCUCAAGCUCUAGCUCUGAUUAAACGGUGCUUCACUGGAGUGAUUAGAAAGUCUUGUUCUGCUGUUUUACUUCUUUAACACGUAAGAUCUAAUACAUGUCACAGCACUGCACUGGAUCACUGAGUCGGCAGCUCUUGGCCACCGUGAUGUUGCCGGCUCGAAAGUUGCAGACAGUCUUCUGGUCCCUGUAGUAUCGUAAGGUGAGGAGCCGCUCUACUCUGCUCCUGCCCAUGAUCGGUGUCAGUGCUCUCUCUCUCUCUCUCUCUCUCUC
Scleropages formosus (Asian bonytongue) is the source of this 1858-nucleotide messenger RNA. RefSeq names its product aminoacylase-1-like. Bases 257 to 1522 code for a protein of 421 amino acids. Gene Ontology annotation, molecular function: aminoacylase activity. Gene Ontology annotation, biological process: amino acid metabolic process. The transcript is spliced from 15 exons. Gene Ontology annotation, cellular component: cytoplasm. NCBI's taxonomy places the organism in Eukaryota, Metazoa, Chordata, Actinopteri, Osteoglossiformes, Osteoglossidae. The record is from RefSeq and is a predicted model, not a curated record.